Messenger RNA from Lindgomyces ingoldianus, 1734 nucleotides. Its product is annotated as MFS general substrate transporter. The coding region runs from base 1 to 1734 and encodes 577 amino acids. Gene Ontology annotation, biological process: transmembrane transport. The transcript is spliced from 4 exons. The record is from RefSeq and is a predicted model, not a curated record. Lineage: Eukaryota; Fungi; Ascomycota; Dothideomycetes; Pleosporales; Lindgomycetaceae. Gene Ontology annotation, molecular function: transmembrane transporter activity.
AUGGCAGACUCCGAGACAACAGCGACUCGCAGCGUAGAGCCGUCGUUCCUUGAUUCAAAAGAAAAAGAAACAGUCGAGAGCGUCAUGCCAUCCACCGCCCCAUCGAUGCGCGAGAAGUCGCCUGAAGUCCAAGGAGAGGCAACAGAAAACGAGAAAGCUUCAGAACAUAAACCAGAGGGUAGCACUUCAGAAGAAGAGGAUUUCGAGUAUCCUAAGGCAUGGAAACUUGCCAUUAUCACUAUUGCGCUCUGCCUAUCUGUUUUCUGUAUGGCAUUGGUUCAUACCAUCAUCGCGACUGCCAUUCCUAAAAUCACUGAUCAAUUCAAAGCGCUCAACGAUGUGGGUUGGUACGGAUCCUCUUACCUUCUCACAACCUGUGCGACUCAGCUUAUUUACGGCAAAUUCUACACCUUCUACUCGAUCAAAUGGGUCUAUAUCUCGGCUCUGGCAAUCUUCGAACUCGGAUCCCUAAUUUGCGGUAUAGCGCCUAACAGCACCGCGCUUAUUCUUGGACGCGCUAUUGCGGGUGUUGGAGCUGCAGGCAUUUUCUCUGGGGCUAUCCUGAUUGUUGCCAACACCGUCCCCCUACGACAACGACCGACUUAUAUGGGCCUAAUUGGCGGGAUGUACGGUAUUGCUAGCGUUGCCGGUCCACUCAUGGGAGGUGCUUUCACCGAUCAUCUCACAUGGCGCUGGUGCUUUUACAUCAAUCUUCCUUUCGGUGGUGUUACAGCUGCCUUCAUCAUUCCUUUCUUCAAUGUUCCUCGCCGGGGCAAAAAGAGCGGAGCCACCUGGAAGGAACAGCUCGAGAAGUUCGAUCUCUACGGAACUGCAGUUUUCCUUCCAUGCAUUGUCUGCUUGCUCCUUGCACUUACAUGGGGUGGCAGCAGGUAUGAUUGGAAUAGCGGCCGCAUCAUUGCCCUCUUGGUCAUCUUUGCUGUCCUCGCCAUCGCUUUUGUUGCCAUCCAGGUCUGGCGCCAAGAGAAUGCCACGGUCCCGCCCCGUAUCUUUAAGAACAGGAACGUUUGGGGAAGUGCUUGGUUCGGUGCUAUGGUUGGAGCAGCCUUCUUUGUCGUUGUCUACUAUCUUCCUAUCUGGUUCCAAGCCAUCAAGGGCGUCUCAGCCACUAAAUCCGGAAUCAUGAACCUUCCCGCUAUUCUCGGAGUGGUCACCAUCUCCAUGCUUGCUGGCGGUCUCGUUACAGCUCUCGGAUAUUAUACUCCGUUCAUGUUGAUCAGCUCCGUGUUCAUGGCCAUUGGAGCCGGACUCCUCACUACUUUCGAAACCGAUACCAAUCAUCCCCGAUGGAUCGGCUAUCAAUUCAUCUUCGGUGCUGGUGUCGGUUUCGGAAUGCAGCAGACCCUAAUCGCUGUCCAGACCGCUCUUCCCGCCGAUGACGUCGCCAUUGGUACAGCCGUCAUGAUGUUCUCCCAAACCCUUGGUGGCGCCCUUUUCAUAUCCGUCGGCCAAAACGUCUUCACAAACACGCUUAUCAAGAAUCUGCGAUCCGUCGUCCCCGACCUCAACCCUAGUCUCGUACUCACAGUCGGCGCAACGGAGCUCAAAAACGCGAUUCCCCAGCAGUUCCUCCAUGGCGUGCUGACAGCGUACAACCGAACCCUGACCCAGACUUUUUACGUUUCGGUUGCGACGGGUGUGGCGUCAAUUCUUGGCGCUAUCUUUGUUGAGUGGAAGAGUAUGAAGGGGAAGAAUAUCCAGAUGGCCGCUGCCUAA